UAUAUUUCAAUUUUAAAUUCAAAAAUAAAACAUGAAAAACCAGCUAACACAGAAAAAUGCCCAAGGGACAAGAGCAGCAGCAUCAUCAUCAACAAAAAUUCUAAAAAUAUUUCAAUGUAUUCAUCAUCAAUUCGUAAAAAUUGACACUUGUUUUUAAGAGAUUUUGCCAAAAUCAACAAAAUUGUUCGUAUAAAUUUCUAACAUGUCAUCUCUUUUAAGAAAACGUCAAGCAAAUAAUUUUACUCGUGUUCUUAAUCGUAAUCCUCAGCUAUUGACCUGUAAUUCGUAUAUAAAUUUUUUACGUUUCUAUAAAACGCAACAUCCUCGUUAUGGUCUUAGGAAACUUUUACAAAAUGGCCUAAAAGUUUGGACUAAUUUGUCAGUUCAAGCUAGAAAGGAGUUUAAACAAAAGAAAUCUCAAAGUUUUGAAGAUAUAAGACCCCGUUUAAAAUGGAAAUCAAAGACGUCCAGAAUGAGCAAAGUUCCUCGCAAACGUAUGCCGAGAACUUAUAAGAAACGUCACUUAACAGCAGCAGUGAAUAUAAAAAGACAUAAACGUAAUAAACAACGUUGGCAGAGAUAUGGGCGUAAAAAAUUUCCGGGACAGUUUAAUUGAUUUAAUUUUUAAAGGAUAAAAGAAUUUUCGAAAUGAAAUUAUAAAUAUUUCUUGUUCAAAUUCAAAGUUUUUAAUCUAGAUUUUAAGAAAAUCUUUAUUACCUGAGAAAUCGGAAUUUGUUUUUGCUAAAAAUGUUUACCUGGUUUCUCAUUAAACAUUUUUGUUUUGCAAUUUAAAAAUAUAAAACUAUUACUAUAAUAAUUUAGCCUACUAAAUUAUGUUUUCCUAUAUUUGGUGCCAAGUUAUAUAUUGAAAUAUAUAAAUGAAUUGCACAGCGUAUUAAUUAAAUAUUCGUACUCGUAGUUAAAAUAAAAACUAAAAAAAAAAACUGAAAAUGUUUUAAAAACCUAUUAAAGGUUUUGCGUGUGGCAAGUGCAGCUAAGUAACAGUAAUUUCAUGUAAAUUAAAACAACAACUUCCGUCAGUACAAAGAAAAAGAAAUAUAAAUGUAAACAAAUAAAAUUGUUUAUAUUUUUUUCCAUAAUAACACUCUUUUUAAGUAUAUUUAAUAUUCUUAAACAGCAGCAGCAUAUUAUUAUUUUAAAAUAA
Molecule: messenger RNA, 1165 nt
Organism: Lucilia cuprina (Australian sheep blowfly)
Lineage: Eukaryota; Metazoa; Arthropoda; Insecta; Diptera; Calliphoridae
Exons: 2
Coding region: 203-616 (137 amino acids)
Biological process (GO): sperm DNA condensation; spermatogenesis
Source: RefSeq, a predicted model, not a curated record